This is a messenger RNA of Adineta steineri, 1887 nucleotides long. The record is from the annotation of a GenBank genome assembly. Lineage: Eukaryota; Metazoa; Rotifera; Eurotatoria; Adinetida; Adinetidae.
AUGUCGAAUACUAAACCUUCUCGUAUACAUUUAACAACACAUGUCAUUAAUUCCAAAACACCAACAUUUAGUUUUGCAAUAUUUUCUCUUUUUCCUCGAAUUCAACUUGAUGCUGUUGAUAUGAUUUUAAAAGACAUGUUUUCUGAUGGUCGUCUUAAUGGUGAACGUCUUUCAAUUAUGAUUAAAUGUUUAAUUGAAUUAAUCGAUGCACCUAUACAAUUCAUUCAAUAUAUAUCAUAUGAAACAUGGAUUAUUGGCCUUUGUAUGACACUCGUAAGUUUUAAUCAACAUGAAUAUCUUAUAAAACUUCUUGAUGAAACAACAUUAUUUCUUAUUGAUCAUUUAUUUAAUAUUCAAACAUUUGAUAAUGCAUUUCAAAUUCUUUUUUGGUUUAUUCAAUAUGAUAAACGUAUACAAACAUUUCGAUUACUUCUUGAUCGUUUACCUAAUCUAUUUGAACAAUUAAAAAUACUAAAUAAUGAAGAUUUAAAAACAAAAAUUAUUGAAUUAUGUCAUAUGGGUAUUGCUAUUCAUUCUGAAUAUAAUCUAUCAAAUGAAAUUAUAUUAAAACAAAUUAUUCAUAAUUUUCCACAACCAGAUUUAAAUAUUUUAUUAAAUCAUAAAAAUAUUCAUGCAAAAUUACAUUCAAUUAAUUUAGAAAAUAAUACUACUAAUAAUAAAAUAAAAAAUCGUGUAGGAAUUAUUAAUUUAGGUAAUACAUGUUAUGUUAAUUCAAUAUUACAAGCUUUAUAUCAAUGUGAUUUAUUUCGAAAAUAUAUAUUUGAACAAUAUUUUAAUGAACAAAUUUUAUUAAGAGAAUUACAAAUUAUUUUCGCUCAACUUAAUUUAUCAAAACGACCGUAUAUUAAUGCAACUAAUUUUGUUAAAAUUGCUCGACCAGCUUGGUUUACAAUGAAUGAACAACAAGAUUGUGCAGAAUUUCUCGGUUAUUUACUUGAUACAAUAAAAGAUGAAGAAAAAAAAGAUAAAAAUGCAUCAUCAAAUGAAAUUCAACGUCUUUUUACAAUUCGUACUUGUCAAAUCAAUCGAUGUCAACGUUGUUCGACCGAUUCUUAUCAAGAGGAAUCAAGUAAUUAUUUAUUUCUACCAAUACCAACAACAGAUAAUCAACAUGACAAUUUAAAUUCCAAUCAAUCAGCUAUACCUAUAUCUGUAAUGAAAAAUGGUUUAAAAUUUUAUCCAGCAUCAAAUAGAAAUUCUAUAUCAAAUACAUCUAUUCAAUUGCCUUCAUCAUCUUCUAAUACAACAUUAAAUCUUCAAUUUGUAUUUGAUUGUUAUUUUCAAAAAGAAGAAUUGAAGGAUGAUAAUCAAUAUCGAUGUGAGCAUUGUCAAUCAUUACAAAAUGCUGAACGAUAUACAAUUCUUCAAACAGCACCUGAAUAUUUAAUAUUAUCUUUAAAUCGUUUUGAAUAUGAUAAACAAACAAAUAUAUUUCGUAAAGUUUUUACUAAAAUAACUUAUCCAAAAAUUCUUAAUGUUCAUGUUUAUCCAUCAAGAAAUAAUUCGAUUCUAACGAAAUAUUGUCUUGUACUUAUUAUUGUUCAUACUGGUUAUACACUUCAUGGUGGUCAUUAUUAUGUAUAUGCAAGAGAAAUGAAAUCAUCAAAAAUUAAUAUAAAUGAACAAGAAGAUAAUGAUGAAUGGUUUUUAUUAAAUGAUGAUCUUGUAACAUUAUCUUCAUAUGAAGCUAUGAUUGAAAAUUGUGCUCAAUAUACAUCAGCUACACCUUAUGUUCUUUUCUAUAAACGUAUUGAUGAACAACAAAUUGAAGAAACAGAAAAAAUUAAGCAAAUAUCUAUACAUGAAAGUUUAAUUAAACAAAUACAUGAAGAUAAUAUGAUGUAUGAACGUGAAUCAGAAAAAUAA